AGGCCCAACCCUAGUAGCCCACAACACCCAAGUUACUGCAGUAUUUGGCGCGGAAAUGAUACUCAUUCUACUGCAAUUGCCUCUUACUAAUUCACUGAAGGAAAAUUGGACGCUGUUUGGAGAUGUUGUGGGUUGACAAGUACCGUCCUAAAACCCUAGACAAAGUUAUUGUACACCACGAUGUUGCUCAAAAUCUUCAAAAACUGGUGUCAGAAGGAGAUUGUCCUCAUCUGCUCUUUUACGGUCCUUCCGGCUCAGGAAAGAAAACUCUGAUUAUGGCACUUCUUAGGCAGAUUUUUGGUCCCAGUGCUGAUAAGGUUAAGGUUGAGAACAAGAUUUGGAAAGUUGAUGCUGGUACGCGGACAAUUGAUGUGGAGCUCACAACAUUGUCAAGCACUCACCACGUGGAAUUAAAUCCAAGUGAUGCCGGAUUUCAGGACAGAUACGUUGUUCAAGAGAUAAUCAAAGAAAUGGCGAAGAAUAGACCAAUUGACACGAAAGGGAAAAAGGGGUUUAAAGUUUUAGUGCUAAAUGAAGUUGACAAGCUCUCAAGGGAAGCACAACAUUCUCUUCGAAGAACAAUGGAGAGGUACAGUGCAUCAUGUCGUCUGAUUCUGUGCUCCAACAGUUCUUCAAAGGUUACUGAAGCAGUCCGCUCACGAUGCCUUAAUGUGCGAAUAAAUGCACCAAUGGAGGAAGAGAUUGUCAAUGUUUUGGAAUUCAUUGCCAAAAAGGAAGGACUUCAGUUGGUGCAAGGAUUUGCAGCUCGCAUUGCGGAAAAGUCAAAUAGGAAUCUGAGGAGGGCAGUUUUGACAUUUGAGACUUGUCGUGUUCAACAGUAUCCCUUUACAAACAACCAAGCUAUACCUCCAAUGGACUGGGAGCAAUAUGUUUCAGAAAUUGCAUCAGACAUAAUGAAAGAGCAGAGCCCUAAAAGGUUGUUUGAGGUUAGAGGAAAGUUAUAUGAGCUACUAACUAAUUGUAUUCCACCUGAAAUUAUUUUGAAGAGGCUGCUUUUCGAACUAUUAAAGAAAUUGGAUUCAGAGUUGAAGCAUGAGGUGUCCCACUGGGCUGCUCAUUAUGAGCAUAGGAUGCGCCUUGGACAGAAGGCUAUAUUUCAUCUUGAAGCAUUUGUGGCCAAAUUCAUGAGCAUCUACAAGAGUUUCCUUAUUUCAACAUUUGGUUAAUAUAGAUCUGAAGUACUAUGGAACUGUUCGGCAGUAGGAAAAAGUUUUUGUUGUCCAUUGUGCCAAUGUCCUGUCGUGCUUUAAUUUAGUUGGGUGUACAAUCGUGCUUAGACAUUAAUUUACAUUUUACCAGAAUCAUAUCCCAAUUUGAUCCAUCUUAUUCUCUAUCAGAAGUAUUUUCUACUGCUUCUAUCUUUUGUAAUUGCUGAUCGCAGUGGCUACAAGGAAAAGUGGACGUGCUAUGGUACAUAUAAGCGAGAUUAUUGCUUUGGCAAAAUAAAAGCUGCUCUAACAACAUUAGUGAUCUA
Messenger RNA from Lycium ferocissimum, 1495 nucleotides. RefSeq names its product replication factor C subunit 3. The transcript is spliced from 12 exons. Gene Ontology annotation, cellular component: DNA replication factor C complex; nucleus. Gene Ontology annotation, molecular function: DNA clamp loader activity; DNA binding; ATP hydrolysis activity. The coding region runs from base 123 to 1187 and encodes 354 amino acids. Lineage: Eukaryota; Viridiplantae; Streptophyta; Magnoliopsida; Solanales; Solanaceae. Gene Ontology annotation, biological process: DNA-templated DNA replication; DNA repair. The record is from RefSeq and is a predicted model, not a curated record.